AUGGCUCAAAUUCUUUCAAACGCAGAAGAAAAUACUCUUGUACGAUGGAUUUCACGACUUACUAUCACUGGAUUCCCUGCUACACCUAUGUUGGUGAAGGAAAUGGCCGACGAAAUUCGUCUUCGACAUGUUCAGGUCGCGUCAUCUCGAAUUCCUACCUCGACAGAAAUUCCACCUAUAGGCCACGAAUGGAUCUAUAGAUUCCAAAAACGAUAUCCAGAACUUAAAACAUACUAUUCACAUCAAUUAAAGUCUAAUCGGAUUAAAGAGGCAACUCCAGAGAAUAUUCAGGCUUGA
This is a messenger RNA of Sclerotinia sclerotiorum 1980 UF-70, 297 nucleotides long. RefSeq lists its product as hypothetical. The coding region runs from base 1 to 297 and encodes 98 amino acids. NCBI's taxonomy places the organism in Eukaryota, Fungi, Ascomycota, Leotiomycetes, Helotiales, Sclerotiniaceae. The record is from RefSeq and is a predicted model, not a curated record. The transcript has a single exon.